AUGGAUCCAAAUGAAAAAAUUGAUGUUGAGGUGAAUAAACAUGGAACUCCAUGUGGUCCAGAAUCUGGUUUAUUUGCAUCUUUCCUUGGAGUUGUAGCUAGAAAUGGACUGUUUACACCCUUGGAACUUAAUUGGAGAAAGGCUGAGUUUCGUCCUUAUAAAGCAAAGAUACUAGAUCUUGUUCAGACGAAGUUUCGAUAUCCAGCUGCUACCACCAAAUGGAUUUUGUCAACUGUGAAUAGAAGGUGGAGCGACUACAAGACGAAACUGAAAAGUAAAUAUUAUGAUCCUGAGCUGUCUAUUGAAGAAAUUCUUGCAAUACCGAAGCCUGAAGGCGUUAUUGAUACCCAUUGGCAGACUUUGGUUAACCGAUGGUAUACUGAAGAGUUUCAGAGACUGAGUAGGAUAAACGCUGAAAAUGCUAGCAACAUGAAGACUCCACAUACAUGUGGAAGGAUGAGCAUUGCAAGGUGGAAGGCUAUAAAAACUAUGGAAACCGGAAAGGAACCUGAUAGGUUGGAAACAUUUGAGAAUACUCAUACAAGAAAGAACGGAACCUAUGUGAAUGGGUAUACAGCAACCCUAAUUGAGAAGGCCCAUACUCUUCGACAAGAAGGUUCUUUUGAUAAUGAACAGCUCUUUCAGAAGGUACAUGGGCCAGAGCAUCCAGGGAGGGUUCGUUGUGCUGGUUUGGGACCAACGCCCUCGACUUAUUUGGGGCCUUCUUCUUCGUCGGCUUCAAUAAAUUCUACCACGACAUCAAACUCUAAUGAGGUAGACGCCCUACGAAGUGAAGUGAUUGAACUGAGAAAUGAACUGAUGGAAGCAAAAAGUGAGGUAGUUGAACUGAGAAGUGGGAUGGAUCAGCUGCAAAUGGAAGUAGACACAUUGAAGACACUGUUCUUGCAACAUCUUCGUAGGGAGAAGGGGUCAAUGGAGGGUUCAAUUCGUGCACCAUCUUCAUCAAGCCAAAGUGCUACACGGGGUUGA
This is a messenger RNA of Linum trigynum, 990 nucleotides long. NCBI's taxonomy places the organism in Eukaryota, Viridiplantae, Streptophyta, Magnoliopsida, Malpighiales, Linaceae. The record is from the annotation of a GenBank genome assembly.